This is a messenger RNA of Arabidopsis arenosa, 929 nucleotides long. Lineage: Eukaryota; Viridiplantae; Streptophyta; Magnoliopsida; Brassicales; Brassicaceae. The record is from the annotation of a GenBank genome assembly.
GAGGAAAUUAGGGUUUUAUUCUCGAUAAUGGCUACGAAUCUAAGCGACGGCGACAUGACUGACGGAGAAAAAAGCAGCGAGCGCGAGACGACGGAAUCCACGGAGGCGUCGAGUGAGGAUAGCGGUUCGAUUCAGAAAAAACGCAAGAUCGAUGCGGAUUCUGUUGAUUUGAGCGAAGACGAGGAGGAGGAAAAGGACGAAGAUGAAGACAGCUGCGAAAACGACCAACUUUGGGGAUUCGAUAGCUUCGAUGAUACAGACUAUGAAUCCGAGCAGAGUGAUGAUGAUGUGGAUUUUGAAUGGAAUCGGUAUUUGUGCCAUCUUUACAACAGCCGGGGUUUCAAGGUGGAUAGUGAAAUAGUUCCAGAUCGAUCUUUUCAUGGGUGUCGUCCAUUCGAUUUCGAUAAAAAGUUUAUGCCCAACAUCUCGGGACGUGAGUACAUGGACAAUAUGGCCAAGUUGGCUCUUAGCAAGUACAACCAACACAAUCAAACCGAUGUCAUGUUUGACCAUGUUGUGAGGGCCGUGGUUAAAAUGUGCUCUGGAAUCAAAUCCUACGUGACGUUCAUGGCUAAGGAGUCUCCUCAAGGUGAUCUCAUUGAGUAUCAAGCCAAGACUGACUGGAAGGUGUGGCAGAGAAAUGCUCAUGCCAUUCUCUGCAGACCAGCUCUUGCCAUGAAACCUAUUCCUGCCAGAUACUUACCCAAUCCUCUGCCCACCGAAGAAAGGUAUGAGAAACUUUCUUCAAAUCUCUUGUUCAGUUUCUCUGUCUUUCUCUUCCUAGAUAAGUGAUGCAAUUAAGCUUGAUGUUGUCAAGAGUUGAGAAACUAAGUGAGAGAAAGACUUUUCCCUCCUAUCAAGUAUAUUUAUUGAGAAUUGAACUUAUGUUUAUGUAAGGCUUAUAGUUUAAAUGAACCUAUAUAAUUGAA